This is a messenger RNA of Puntigrus tetrazona (Sumatra barb), 1521 nucleotides long. Its product is annotated as bifunctional apoptosis regulator-like. The transcript is spliced from 9 exons. The record is from RefSeq and is a predicted model, not a curated record. Lineage: Eukaryota; Metazoa; Chordata; Actinopteri; Cypriniformes; Cyprinidae. Gene Ontology annotation, molecular function: protein binding. The coding region runs from base 1 to 1521 and encodes 506 amino acids.
AUGCAGAGUAAGAGAGGACAUCUGGACCUGUUCCUGCGGUUUCUGAUGGGAAUUUCAGUGGAAUCCAGUCAAAAUCUGCUCAAAGGCCUGAUCACACAGACUGAAGACACCACAGAGAGCAUCAGAAAUCUAAGUGCACACAUUAAAGAAUUACAACAACAGGACAUCUCAGAUGAAGCUUCAGUCAACCUGUUCUACUGCUUACUUGAACUCAAGGAUAAUUCAUUAUAUGAGGAAAUCCAGAGUUGCCUCAGUUCAAAUGAACAUCCAGGAAGAGAUCUCUCAUCUUCAAUGUGCACAGUGUUGACCUCAGUACUGCUGAUGUCAGAGAAGGUGCUGGAUGAGUUCAAGCCAAAGAGGUUCACAUCAGAAGAAUCAGACUACAGGAGACUCAUUCCAGCUGUAUUGUGUAGAGAUAGUGUGUGUGGACGCUAUUACUGGGAGACUGAGUGGAGUGGGCUUGUGGAGAUAUCAGUGUCAUAUAAGAACAUCAGCAGGAAGAGACCGGCAUUGCUUGAACCUGUAGAUGCUGUUAAAAAGAGUUUUCUGUUCUUUCUAAACUCAGUUCUGUACGAGGGCAAGAUGACAGAUGAAUUCAUCGCAAUAGAGUCGGACCUCAUCGAGUUCGAUGAGGACAUGGAAGAACUGUCGGCACCUGAGUUUGUGUGUCACUGUUGCUACGAUGUCCUCGUGGCAGCUGUCUUUCCCAGAAUUAACAUCCUCCUUCGGGAUGCAGCGGAGAAGAAGUUUCCAGAUAAGAUAAAGAGACGGAGGACGGCUCUCCAGAGUGACCAACGGUUCCAUUAUUUUCUCCAGAUAUUCCAAAAGUAUGGGCAGGUUAUAUUGUUUCGAUAUUACUGGGUUAGCACUGAAUCCGAUUAUGACAUCUUGGUUCAGAAGCCAAUCAACAGGUGGAAACCCCAUGAUGUCAUUCUGUGGGUGGAGCAUCUGGGUCCCUGGAGCAAUCAGUACAGAGAAACGUUCCACAAAGCACAAAUUAAUGGAAGUUUGUUGGCUCAUCUCAGGGAUGAAGAACUGUCUGCUUUUCCGUUUCAUGUUAAGAAUCCAUCGCACAGACAGGUCAUUCUGGAGGAAAUCCGGAAAAUCAAAGACCACAAAGUCAAACUACCCCAAAACCUCUGGGAGUACAAGGCUGCAAAUUUAGGAAAAUCGCUGUUCCUCCAGUUUGGCCUGAGAGAAUUUCCACGUGUCACUUUCCUCUACUUGUACCUGUUUGAUUAUGAAGACACCUUUCUACCCUUCAUACACACCUGCUGUCCUGCAUACAUAACGAAUGCAAUGCAGGAUAUCCCACCUGACCACGUACCGCAGGAGCCAAGCCAACGUCAGUGGGUGGAGUUUCGUGUGAAGGUUUGUCUGAUGCCCUAUCUGCUACUGGUUGACUUUGCUUGGCAAUGGCUGAGCGUUCAUUGCUGGAUAUCAUGGAUUGUGAUUGGUAAUUCCAUGGUGAUGUCAGUAAUGGAGUAUGUUUAUGUCUGGACACUGUGGAGAAGAAGAUGA